AUGCUUAUGCAGUUAAAAAAACUAAGAGUAUAUAAAAGAAUACUCAAGUUCGAAAAACGUAGCGGAUUCUUAUCAAUCGGUGUGCCAAGCCUAUUCGUCCUAUUUGGUGUACUCGUAGCCGGUACCGUCAUAGUAGACAAACAACUAGAGUGUAAAUACGCACGAGCAAGUAGCAUAUCUAAAAGAGAAUUAACCUUAAAAGAAGAACAUGAUGAAAUGCAAAAGAUGCUUGCAAAAGUUACGCCAGUAGACAAAUUAGACAACUCUAUACCGCUGCCUAAAACAGAUGACUAA
Babesia bovis T2Bo is the source of this 294-nucleotide messenger RNA. RefSeq lists its product as uncharacterized. The transcript has a single exon. The record is from RefSeq and is a predicted model, not a curated record. The coding region runs from base 1 to 294 and encodes 97 amino acids. Lineage: Eukaryota; Apicomplexa; Aconoidasida; Piroplasmida; Babesiidae.